Messenger RNA from Acanthopagrus latus (yellowfin seabream), 1381 nucleotides. It is a transcript of the gene tnni1a, whose product is annotated as troponin I type 1a (skeletal, slow). The record is from RefSeq and is a predicted model, not a curated record. Gene Ontology annotation, biological process: muscle contraction. Gene Ontology annotation, cellular component: troponin complex. Lineage: Eukaryota; Metazoa; Chordata; Actinopteri; Spariformes; Sparidae. Bases 399 to 977 code for a protein of 192 amino acids. The transcript is spliced from 8 exons.
ACAAACACUUGCCUCCCUGGGUGGGACCUGUUGUGGCAGCUCCAUGGACGUGGCCGGGUACAAACCCACAACCUCCUCCUGUCUGUAGUUCAUCAUUCUGAGUUCAUCCUGCCAUGUCAUGCGUGGCCAAAGCUCCGGGGCUCUGGAUGCUGGUUCAGGGGUUGAUAAUGAAUCUGCGUGAGACAAAUGGACAAAGCAAGAUUAGGCACUAAGAGAGAAGGGGCCUGACUAAUAAUAUCCACCACUGACAAAGGAGGAAGGGAGAGCGAGACAAUUUGGGGUGCGGUUAAAUAGAGGGACGCCACAUUCUUGGUCUCAUCUCUGUUUCGUCCAUCCUGCCUCUGUGCUGUUGUCGCAUCUCUCUGCUGCUUCUGACACUGUAAAAUCUCAUCAGCAGGAUGCCUGAACACGUGCCAGAGGUCUCCACCCAGAGGAAACCAAAGAUCUCGGCUUCCAGGAAGCUGAUGCUCAAGAGUCUGAUGGUCGCAAAAGCCAAGGAGGAAUUGGAACAGGAGAUCCUGGUUAAAGAAGAGGAGAAAGAGAAGUAUCUGGCAGAGAGAGCGCCUCCUCUCAACACCAGCGGCCUGAGUCUUGCACAGCUUCAGGACCUCUGCAGGGAGCUCCAUGCCAAAGUAGAUGUGGUGGACGAGGAGCGAUAUGACAUUGAAGCUAAAGUAAUGCUCAACACACGCGAGAUUAAAGACCUGAACAUAAAGGUGCUGGACCUCAGGGGGAAAUUCAAGAGGCCUAAUCUCCGACGUGUUCGUGUGUCCGCUGACGCCAUCCUCCGCUCGCUGCUGGGCUCCAAGCACAAAGUCUCCAUGGACCUCCGGGCCAACCUCAAGUCUGUCAAGAAAGACGACACUGAGAAGAAGAGGCCAGUCGAGGACAGCGACUGGAGGAAGAACGUGGAGGCCAUGUCCGGGAUGGAGGGAAGGAAGAAGAUGUUCGAUGCUGCUAAGGGUCCUGCCCAGUAAACACAGAGGGCGUCACUGGUGUCAUGUGAGCGACACACGCUCCUCCAUCGUCUGAACUGGUCUAUCGCGUGUUCUGCAUAUCAGUCUACUGCUGUCAGUUUUGUGCAUGCUCCUGCAGUGGAGGUGUAAAAAACAUGUAUCCACACUUUAAAAAAAAAAAAGGUUUACCCACUUUCUUUAAGGACUGAUCUGUUUUGCUGUUCGUUGACAUGGUGUUGAAAUGACUUUAUUUACAGUAUGUGCCACGUGUUAUUAUUUGUAUUGUUCUCAUAACUGAUGUCGCACCUGAAGCCCAGAGAUGUUGGCUCAUAUCUGUACAGCAAAUGUAGAAAAAAGGCAGCUUGUAUGACAACAUACUUAUUAAUUAAUAAAUGUCGGAAAUGUUUGUUUGACACUUAACGUUU